GCCCUGAACGGGGUGGGUGUGGCCUCUCCCCAACGGGACUCCUCUGCCUUCUCCCGGAUGGAAUCAAUCUGAGGACUAAACAUUUGCACUUGCGGCUCUUUACUGCUGUGGAAGAAAAGAGAAUUCUCCAGUAAGUGAACCGAGGAGCUGUAACAAUGGCGGGAAAGCCCUUAUUUCAUUAUGAUGAGGCCCGGGGCCGAAUGGAGUCUGUCCGCUGGCUCUUGGCUGCAGCUGGAGUAGAGUUUGAAGAAAAAUUUCUGAAAACUCGGGAUGACUUGGCAAGGUUAAGAAACGAUGGGAGUUUGAUGUUCCAGCAAGUGCCCAUGGUGGAGAUUGAUGGAAUGAAGCUGGUGCAGACCAGGGCCAUUCUCAACUACAUUGCCUCCAAAUACAACCUCUAUGGGAAGGACAUGAAGGAGAGAGCCCUCAUUGACAUGUAUACUGAAGGUCUGGCGGAUCUGGAUGAUAUAGUUCUCCAUCAACCUUACAUUCCCCGAGAGGAGAAAGAGGGAAACCUUGCCAAGAUCAAGGACAAAGCAAGGAACCGUUACUUCCCUGCCUAUGAGAAGGUGUUGAAGAGCCAUGGACAAGAUUAUCUGGUUGGCAACAGGCUGAGCAAGGCUGAUGUUUACCUGGUUGAACUCCUCUACCAUGUGGAAGAGCUGGACCCCACCAUUAUGGCCAACUUCCCUCUGCUGAAGAGCUGCACCCCGCUUCCGGGCCUCGGAAAGCAGAAGAACGUGGGAUCAGGGACGCCGCGUCCCACGCGUCCCACGAAGCGGCUCGGAAGAGGACUCAGUUCCCAAGUCAAGGCAGGCCACAGUACGAGAGUGCGCCUGCGCGGAAACUGCUUCCGGGGUGAGGUACUGCGCUUGCGCGUCCCCACUUUUCCUCUUCAGCUGCAGCAAGGGCUCAGGGCUGCAGGGAUGUCAAGAAAACUCAUGACAGGGUGAUAUCUCCUUAGAUAU
Molecule: messenger RNA, 968 nt
Organism: Peromyscus maniculatus bairdii (prairie deer mouse)
Lineage: Eukaryota; Metazoa; Chordata; Mammalia; Rodentia; Cricetidae
Source: RefSeq, a predicted model, not a curated record